UUUGAGGAAUAUCAAUUUUGGAGAAAAUCGGCUGAACAUUGUAGCCGCAAAUGUUGUUCACAGACGGACGGACGCGUCGUAGAGAGUCGUCAUGAAUUACAAAAGACGUAAACACCGAAAAUUAUUAUAAGAACAAGGCCCAAAACAUAAACAGGAUUUUUUUAUAGUUUACGACGUGUAACAGCCUGAAUAUCCUUUUUUUCUAAAUGUUGCAACUUAUUGUAUCUUUGUAAUAAAUGUUGAUUGAAAUGUAGAAAGAUUACUGCAUAUUUUAUUUUUUUGGGCUGCCUGUUUGAAGCCAUUUAGUAAUAUAAUGAGUUAAACAUUGUUAACUGUAGCUCGACAAAUAAUAUUUGGGGGAAAAUGAAAAAAUCACGUGUUUCAAAAUUUUGCUUUUACUUUUCACGAAAAAAAAAAAGUUUCAAAAACUGGGACAUAUAGGUCAAAUUUUGCUUAAAUGGAAUGACCCAUAUCCCAUGACCUAGCUCACUUUAUUAACACAAAAUCGUUCUCUCUGAAUAGAACCUCAUAUAAUUGCACAGAAGAUGCCUAGUAAACAAACUGCUACCAACGCAUUCUAUUGGUGUUUUCGACGGGAAGAAGUUCAAAGUAUCUCCAGUUUAAAUUGACAACGGUCUGGUGGCGUGUGACUUGAAAAGAUGGCGGAUAACCAGCAAAGUAGGUUUGAAAAAUCUUUAGGUUUGCUGACGACACGUUUUGUUUCUUUGUUACAAAAAGCUAGAGAUGGUGUACUGGAUUUAAAAGUUGCAGCGGACAUUCUUGCGGUGAGGCAGAAAAGAAGAAUAUACGAUAUAACGAAUGUUUUGGAAGGCAUUGGUCUUAUAGAAAAGAAGAGUAAAAACAGUAUACAAUGGAAGGGUGCUGGACCUGGGUGCAAUACUCAAGAGAUGGCGACACGACUAAGUGGAUUGAAGAGAGAGAUUGCUAUUUUGGAGGAUCAUGAGGCAAAAUUAGAUACUCACAAGCAGUGGGUGCAACAAAGUAUUCGUAAUAUUACUGAUGAUGUAGAGAAUAGUCAUCUUGCGUAUAUCACACAUGAAGAUAUAUAUAAGUGUUUUGAAGGAAACACAUUGCUUGCAAUCCAGGCUCCUAAUGGGACUGAUUUAGAAGUUCCAGUUAUUAAUGAACAGGAGCCAAAUGGCAAGAAAAAGUAUCAGAUUCAUUUGAAGUCUACCCUUGGACCCAUAUAUGUGCAUUUAGUCAAUCAAGAACUUGGAAGUGGAGAUGCAACAUCUGAAACACUGACAGCUGAAGAUUCAGUUCAGAAAGAGUCUGUUUCCGAGGAGUCAUCUGGAUCUAAUUCAAAAACAAUUACGUUACCAAAUAUGAGUCCUCCUGCUACUCGCUCUGCACGACUUAGGAAUUCCCCAAAUAAAGGAAUGGCAGCAUCUCCAAAAAGUGAGCAGCCCAGAGCACCAUCUCCCACUAGUGGCAAACGGAAAAGAGGGCCCGGAAGACCUCCUAAGCAACCUAAAUUGGAACCUGAUGUAACAGAACAAGAUCCCGAGUUAAUGGAUUCUGACAUCAUUCUUAGUGAUGUCAUUUCUGGAGGUAACUCAGAUGCAAGUAUGGGUGGAUACCAUGGAGAACUUGAUGAAUUUCUCUCUCAUGAUUUGUGUGGACCACUUGUUCGACUUAGUCCUCCUCCCAGUGAAAAAGACUACUUCUUCAAUCUUGAUGAAUCUGAAGGUGUUUGUGAACUUUUUGAUGUUCCAAUGAUUACAAUGUGAAAUUUCUUUAACAAAAUAAUAUUAUUGAACAAUAAUAGUCUCCUUGUGAUUACAUUCUCUGACAAUUUUUGUAUCAGAUCAUGCUUGAUGAAGCAUAUUCCAUAAUGGACUUUAUUCAUUGAAAAGAAGAAUAUGUUAGAUAUGGAAUGCAGAGUAGGAGGCUUUUGCCUCUAUAUAUUUGAAGAAUUUCGUAUUUUUUGUAUAGAGCAGUGUUUCAAAGGAAGAAAUAUUCAGUGUUUUUAGAGUUUUUGAGAUUUUUUUUCAGCAAUGCAAGACUGAUGGAAAUAUUGUACAAUAAGAUAGUACUGAAAUUUUCUCCCUAGUAAAUAUGUAAAUUAAAGUGUGUCUUUAAGUUGUAGAUUGAACUUCUUUUAGCUUAAUCCAAUGAAUUUCUCUCAAUUCUACUACUAGUAUCCUUCAUAGGUAGAAGAGAGUGAUAAGUAUAUUGACAGCUGUGAUAGCUGGAGGUCCUUACUUACAAGUCAGUCAGAAGGAUCUCAACUAUAGUUGCCUAAAUUCAAACACAGCAGUGUGUUUUGUCCAUGUUCUGAAAAACUGCUACCUUCUUAAGCUGUACAAUGUAAAUGUUUGAAUCUGUAUAUUAACACAACAUAAAUUAAUUUCAUGGAUAACAGAGUAAAAUUUAAAUAAGUUUGUUCUCUUUCUAGAAAUCCUUCAUAUUGUUUAAUCCAAUUAGUAUCCCUGUAGUAUCUCUUGUGUAGUGUCUCUGUAUAUAUAUAUAUAUAUGUAGCACAAGAUGACGCUUCAUCUAAAUGUAAUUCCUAAUACACCUGAUACACCUGAACUUCGUUGUUGCUGAGCAUCUUUGUGUCGUGAGUCGAGGCAGAGAAGGGCAGGAGGAGCAGGUGGCACAACAAUGAGAGUGGAGAGGGUUAAAAAAAGAGAGAGGAGGGAAGAAUUAGUUAACUCGUAAAUAAGAAA
Messenger RNA from Gryllus bimaculatus (two-spotted cricket), 2693 nucleotides. The record is from the annotation of a GenBank genome assembly. Lineage: Eukaryota; Metazoa; Arthropoda; Insecta; Orthoptera; Gryllidae.